GAAAUUUUACUUUUAAGCCAUAAAUUGCAUUUGUCUAUCUGCAUGAAUCACUUCUGACAGUUUUACCAGACACCUGGUAAUGCUUGGUGAUGGCCCACAGCAGGUGAUUGACAGCCCCAGAUGUGCAUGGUUUCCUAUGGGCAGGGGCAGACUGACCAUUUGGAAACUCGGGCGCUGCCCGAGGGCCCGUGGUCAGUAGGGGGCCCCAUGAGAUGCCCCUGGCACCUUUUUCAUAGGCUUUUUUGAGUUUGGGCAAGGACACAGGGACCCCAUGAUCCCGUAUUGCCCGGGG
Molecule: messenger RNA, 292 nt
Organism: Staurois parvus
Lineage: Eukaryota; Metazoa; Chordata; Amphibia; Anura; Ranidae
Source: the annotation of a GenBank genome assembly